Molecule: messenger RNA, 1244 nt
Organism: Vicia villosa (hairy vetch)
Lineage: Eukaryota; Viridiplantae; Streptophyta; Magnoliopsida; Fabales; Fabaceae
Product: peroxidase E5-like
Exons: 3
Coding region: 19-1068 (349 amino acids)
Biological process (GO): response to oxidative stress; hydrogen peroxide catabolic process
Molecular function (GO): peroxidase activity; heme binding
Source: RefSeq, a predicted model, not a curated record
UAUCAGUAAGGGAAAAAAAUGAACCCCCUUCGUUUCUUAGCUACAGCUUUGUGCUGUGCUGCAAUUGUGUUUGGAGGAUUAACCUUCCCCUCAAAUGCACAACUUGAUCCAUUUUUUUACAUUCAAACUUGUCCCCAAUUGCAUUUUAUUGUAUAUGAAAUCUUAUUCAACGUUGCUCAGACAGAUGCCCGAAUGCCUGCUAGUCUCAUCAGGCUCCACUUUCAUGACUGCUUUGUUCAAGGUUGUGAUGCAUCCGUUUUGUUGAACACAACUGAUACCAUUGUGACUGAACAAGAUGCCUUCCCAAAUAUCAAUUCCUUGAGAGGUUUAGAUGUUAUAAAUCAGAUUAAAACUGCAGUAGAACGUUCUUGUCCAGACACAGUUUCUUGUGCUGAUAUUCUUACACUUUCUGCUGGAAUAUCUUCUGUUUUGACCGGAGGUCCAGGUUGGUUGGUUCCAUUGGGAAGAAGAGAUAGUUUAACCGCAAACCAAACCCUUGCUAAUCAAAAUCUUCCAGGUCCAUCUUUCAGUUUACCUCAACUGAAAUCUGCUUUUGCUAAUCAAGGUCUCACCACACUUGAUCUAGUAUCACUCUCAGGGGCUCACACAUUUGGAAGAUCACGUUGCGGUUUAUUCAGUGAUCGAUUGUACAACUUCAACAGUACCGGCAAACCUGAUCCAACUCUCGAUCCAGCUUACUUAAAAGUAUUGCAAAAACAAUGUCCUCAGGACGGACCUGGAACUAACCGUGUCAACUUGGAUCCAACGACUCCUGAUACAUUGGACAAAAACUUCUACAACAAUCUUCAAGUUAAAAAGGGUUUGCUUCAAAGUGACCAAGAAUUGUUCUCAACACCAGGUGCAGAUACCAUUAGCAUUGUCAACAAAUUUGCAAAUAACGAAAAUGCUUUCUUUAAGAAUUUUAGGAAGUCAAUGAUUAAAAUGGGAAAUAUUGGUGUGCUUACUGGAAAGAAAGGUGAAAUUAGAAAACAGUGCAAUUUUAUUAAUAAGAAGAAGAAAUCAUCUGAGUUGGAUAUUACUAAUGGGGAUUUGGUUAGUUCAAUGUAAGUGUUUUGAGGGUUAUGUUAUUAGUUGAAAUAAAGAAGCCAUAGCUAGGUGGUGUACAUUUGUGUGUCGUAAGCUUUGUGUGUGUGAGAUAAUCUUCUUUUAUUUGAUGUUUUAAAUAAUAUUCACUCUUUCUAUUACAAGCUCUCUGUAUUUAUUUGUUCCUUCAGUAAAGUUAU